Molecule: messenger RNA, 2026 nt
Organism: Oncorhynchus nerka (sockeye salmon)
Lineage: Eukaryota; Metazoa; Chordata; Actinopteri; Salmoniformes; Salmonidae
Product: store-operated calcium entry regulator STIMATE-like
Exons: 8
Coding region: 284-1090 (268 amino acids)
Cellular component (GO): membrane
Source: RefSeq, a predicted model, not a curated record
UUCAACAGCAGGAGGUGACGUCAGAAUCCCGUAUUUUGCAGUUGAUAUAUGGAGUAGAAUAUUUAACCAUGUUCCUGACUUUAGUUUUCGCAUUUUCGGUGCCACCCCCCCCCCCGCAAAAUACUUUUGUUUUAACUUUGCGAGAGAGGCAUUGAGCAGUGAUAGCAUGACAAAUUCGUUUUGUUUUUCUUGAGAUUGGAAGGCUCCUAGAUCUCUCCUCGCAAACAACAGGGGAAGUGCCCCCUGUCCUUUGUCUGCUUCGGGUGUUUUUAAAGUAUUCGACAUGGGCAUUUACGGAUACAAUGGUGUUUUUCUGGUCAAAAGACCGUUUAAUGCAGUUUUUGAAAUUUCGAAUAUUACGAAGGCGAACCCUCAGGGAUGCGAUAACCGGGCUUUGACAAACAGAUUCGGAGUCUUGAUUCAAGGGUUUCUGGCCAUAGUUGCCUUCAGCACAUUGAUGGUGAAGAGGUUCCGUGAACCCGUAGGGAUCAGAAGACCGUGGAGGAUCUGGUUUUACGACACGUCCAAGCAGGCCAUUGGCGCUCUCUUCAUCCACUUCGCCAAUGUGUUCCUCUCCAACCUCACAGAACUGGACCCCUGUUCCCUGUAUUUGAUCAAUUUCCUGCUCGAUGCCACGCUAGGCAUGUUGGUCAUCUGGGCGGGGGUCAAGGUUGUCUCCAGGAUCGUGGAGUACAAGCAGUUCGCACUGCUCACCUUUGGAGAAUACGGUGACCCUCCCCAGGCCGCAGCGUGGCUCGGUCAGUGUGGUGUCUACCUUCUCAUCAUGGUCCUGGAGAAGAGUUUAGUCAGCUUGGUGCUGCUCAUUCCAGGAUGGACCAACCUGCAGUCUGUGUUGCUGGACUACAUCCCUAACCCUCAGGUGGACCUUGUGUUGGUCAUGCUCAUCGUGCCCGUCAUUGUCAACUCCAUCAUGUUCUGGGUGGUGGACAGUCUGAUGAUGAGGAAGUACAAGAGCCUGGACGACUCCUGUGACCCCUCGACCAAGGUCGUCUCCACGGUGCCGUGGGUUACUGGCAACGAGUCACAGAUCCUCUCAAGCUCUGUCAGGUUGGAUGAGGAGCGUGGAUGAGGAUCCUUUCAUCAAGGAUCUCUCUGUACUUUGCUCCGUUCAUCUUUCCCUCCAUCCUGAAUAGUCUCCCAAUCCCUGCUGCUGAAAAACAUCCCACAGCAUGAUGCUGCCACCACCAUGCUUCACCGUAGGGAUGGUGCCAGGUUUCCUCCAGACGUGACGCUUGGCAUUCAGGCCAAAGAGUUCAAUCUUGGAUUCAUCAGAGAAUCUUGUUUCUCAUGGUCUGAGAGUCCUUUAGUGGCCUUUUGGCAAACUCCAAGCUGGCUGUCGUGCCUUUUACUGAGGAGUGGUUUCCGUCUGGCCACUCUACCAUAAAGGCCUGAUUAGUGGAGUGCUGCAGAGAUGGUUGUCCUUUUGGAAGGUUCUCCUACCUCAACAGAGGAACUAUGGAGCUAUGUCAGAGUGACCAUCGGGUUCUUGGUCACCUCCCUGACCGAGGCCCUUCUCCCCCGAUUGCUCAGUUUGGCCGAGCAGCCUGCUCUAGGAAGAGUCUUGAUGGUUCCAAACUACUUACAUUUUUAAGAAUGACAGCGGCAACCCUGUUCUUGGGGACCUUCAAUGCUGCAGACAUUUUUUGAUAUUGUGUGUAGAUUGAUUUGGUAUUUUUUAAAUGUAAUCCAUUUUUAGAAUAAGGCUGUAACAUAACAAAAUGUGUAAAAAGUCAAGGGGUCUGAAUACUUUCUGAAUGUAAUAUGGUGGUUUAUUAUGCCAUAAAAGGCUUUCCAUAAAGCGUGUGAGGUUCUGGAAUUCCGCUAUGUUGUGAUUAUAUAUGGUGGAGCAGUGGUCUGGGAAUAAAGUGGAAUUUUAUAGCCUUGGGUUGGAAAUAACAGCACACCAGACCUGGACACAUCACCUCAUCCUGGCCGACAGCUGCUCACGUGUUUGUGUGACGGUGUCUCUAUGUUUGUGUAUCUGUUCUCUGACGUGUUUCUCCCU